Messenger RNA from Tetrahymena thermophila SB210, 9390 nucleotides. RefSeq names its product Serine/Threonine kinase. Gene Ontology annotation, molecular function: ATP binding; protein kinase activity. The record is from RefSeq and is a predicted model, not a curated record. Lineage: Eukaryota; Ciliophora; Oligohymenophorea; Hymenostomatida; Tetrahymenidae. The transcript is spliced from 30 exons. Gene Ontology annotation, biological process: protein phosphorylation; SCF-dependent proteasomal ubiquitin-dependent protein catabolic process. Gene Ontology annotation, cellular component: SCF ubiquitin ligase complex.
AUGGUAUAAAAACUGAUUUUUAACAAGUUCAUUAAGAAGAAAGAUGAUAAUGAGAAAUGGAUUUAGUUUUCAUCGUCAAAUACAAAUAUUAAUUUAAAUAGGCUGCAUGAAUGCAGCUUAAGCUAAUUCUAUAAAGCAAUUGCUGAGCUGAGAAAAACUAAAGACAAUAUACCAUAGUUCUCGAUUGAGAAAGUAUCGAGCUCUUCACAUGAGUUAGCUAUUUAUUUUAAUUAAUUACCUAAAGAUGUGCUUAGUGAUAUUAAAUUUCUUAGUUUUUUAAGCGAUUGUAGUAUAAAAAGAAAGACUUAAAUAUAUAGUAACAAGAAUAGAAAUUUUCAUAACUUGCCAACUAUUUAAGAGGGAAUGUACGAAAGUGCCUCUUAAAAAAUUAACGUUAAUGAAGAAGAUGAUUAGCUUGUUAGAAGAUAAUCAUCAGCAUUUAGUAGGACAAUUAACAACAGCAUUAAAAAUUCUCAAUAUCUAUACGAAAUAACAAAAAGUGAUAUUUCAAAAUCACUAUUUAAAAAAUCAGAAACGAAUGAAAUAAUAAAUGAAAAUGCUUUAGAAAACAGUAUUCAGGUUGAUAAGGACAUAAACAUUUUGAGUAACGACUCGUCAUUCAAAGAUAUUGAUGGAAGUUAUGAUAAUUAGUUUAAAAAAAACUAAGGUUAGAAGAUCAGAUAAGAUCUUUCACUUACGUAAGAGGAAUUAAGCUGCACUGUUGUUACUGAAAUAGAUGAGGAUACAAAAUUGUAAAAAUCAUAAUACUUUGGUAACUUUAAUGAAAAAAUGCUUUAAACCCUUACAACAACAAGAGAUUACAAUUCGUCUCCUAGAUCAAAAAUAAUGGGUUCUAUCAGCAGUCCAGGAUCAAAUUAAUCUUUGAAAAUGACACAAGAAUAACAAAAAUAAUAUAUAUAAAGCCAGUAAAUAUAAUUAAAUUUAUAACAACAAAUUUUUUAAAAGUAGAACCAAGCUGCUGAAAAGCAAAAAAUUCAACCUAAUUAACAAAAAAUAAGAUUUACUUAAAGCAUUUAAUGUUAAGAUUAAAUAGUAGAGCCUUAAUUAUAAAUUAAAGAAUAAAAUUUUGUUAGCUUACCCUCAUCGACUAAAAAUUAAACAAAACAAGGAACUCAAAAAUAAUAAAAUAGUAAUGAAUAUAUUAUUAGCAGUAGUAAUUUUAGCAACACUAGUUUGAAAAAUAACAAUAUUUCUCAAGUGCAGGGCGCCAAUUCAAACUAAAUUACUAAGCUAAGCAAUAAUUAAAAUACUACAAAUACCUUUUAAAAUAAACCAAAUAAGAUUUAAGAAAGUAAAUUUCAAUAAUAAAAUGCUUAAACUUUACAUUAUCCAGGUAACAUAGCUAAUUCAAUUGUAACAGAUUUUUAUGAUAAAAGUCUCUCAUAAACUGUUGUACCUUCCCUUCAUCAAAAUAAUCAAGGAACUAAAAUUAAUUUAGAUAUAAGUGAUAGUAAUGCAACUAAAAUCAAUAAUAAGUUUAAACUAAGUAACAAUACUCAAUCAUAAACACAACUAUCAUAGAAUUCCAGGCAGUAAGAUUUUAGUUCUUAAAAUGGGGGAUAAGCUGGUAAUCAAAACGAAAUGAGUUAGACUCUUAAUUUUAAAUAACAGGCUUUAUUUCAAGCUUAAGGUUAGUUUAAGUCCAUGGAAAGUGUACCUUCAAAAGAGGAAAUUUAAAUGAAAUUUAUUAAAGAAACAAUUUCUCACUCUCAAAUUGGCAAAUAGGAGAAUGAAGAUAAUUAUAAAAAUAAUAAUAAUAGAUAAGAUGCCUUGGCUAUUUUUAGCAGAGAAUAGAUCAGUACUGAUAGAAAAAAUAGAGAGACUGCCUGCUUUUCUUAGGAAUCGGUGUAAGCCAUUAGUAUGGGAUAAACAUUAAGUUACAAAUAAAUAAAUUAAAGAAAGCAAAGCUAAAUAAUUCUUAGUCAAGUAAAUUUUGAUUAAGCAGAAGAAGAAGUUACCUAUAGACCCAAACCUUAAAUUGAAUAAUAAUCAAUGAGUUAAACUGUUAUGAUUAAAAAUUAACCUUACUAAUAGAAUAAAUAGUAAACUCCAAACUAAUAGCAAAGCAUCAACCAAACUUUCUCAAAUCUAUAAAAAAAGAAUAAUAUGAUGGAUUCUUACAUAGGAGGAUAAGCCACUAGUGAAGUAUUAUAAAUAGAAACUUAUGAAAAUAUUGAUGAGGGGAAUAUAUAUAAUACAAAACAAAAUGAAUAUCUACCAAGCAUAGACUCAAGGAAAGCUUCAUAGAGUGGUAUUUAUUCCAAGGAAAAUUAGAAUUCAAUAUAAUCUCAGAAAUUGUUAACUUCUGAAUUUAACAAGCAAAGUGUUUUUUAAACAGGACAUUUCAAAUCAAUAGACCCAAGUUAAGUGAUGGAAUCAAAAUUAAAAAAGAGCAAUAAUGAAAAUUAAGAUAGAUAAAAUUAAAAUAUGCUUAACAUUUAGGAUUUUUAAAAGAUAUAAGAAUCAAAAAUAAUUGAAAGAUAGGAAAAACAAUAUAAUUCUUAGCUUUCAUUUUCACCUAAAAAUAAUCGAGUUUAUCAAUCUAGUUAAAAUAUUCCAUAAAUACAAAUUUAGUAGUACAAAUUAGCUGAUGUUUCAAAUACACCCAUCUUGCUAUCACCCAAACAUAGCCAAUAACUAUAUUCUGUUUAACAAAGUGGCUCAGUCACAAUAGUUCCAAAAAAAAGAUUUGAGUAAGAAUCAACAAAAGAUGAGACUUUAAAAACUGAUAAGAUAAAAUAGAAAUAUUAUAUUAAUUUUAGUAAUAACAGAACAUCUGAAUCUCAGGAAAUUGAAGGUAAAAACGAUCCACAAAAUAUGUAAGAUUUUAACAAGAAAAACCAAGAAUCAAAUGCAAAAGAUGAUCAAAGUGAAUAGCCUAAAGGAGAAAAGAAAAAGGUCCUUCAUUCAAAAGAUUAAAGCAGUCAAUUUUCUAACAGUAAAAAGUAAAAAGGAUACUAAGGUGGUUAAUAUAGCGGAAGCUCAAGUGGUGGAAAAGAUAAUUCAAAUAUCAGAAAAAAUAAUAAUAAUUUGUAUCAAGAUAUAAGUAUAAAUAUAUAUAAAAGUUUAAUUCCACAUAACCCGAUUGGUUUUUCAACUAUUAUGAGUAACCCUUUACAGGUUAGUGAAAUUACUGGUUUAAAAGGUUCAGUCUCUGUCACAGGAAAUCUUUAAGUUGAUGAAGCACCCACAAAAGAAAAAAUUUACAAACCCUUUAACCCUAUCAAAAAUUCUGAUUGGUAGAUAACAUUUAAUUAAAAAGGAGAUGUAGAAAUAAAAACUUCUUAAGAUAUUGUACCACCUGUUGAAAAUUAUGGAAAAAGUUUUAGAAAACUUUAUCUGACAGGAAAUGAAAAAAAUUAGGCUAUUCUUGAUAAAGUAAAAGUUAUUUUAGAAGAACAAAAAUUUACAGAUAUAGAAAUGAUUGGUAGAGGUUCUUAUGGACUUGUAUUAAAGGUAAAAAAUUGGCAAGGUUUUGAAAGAGCUAUUAAAGUACAACUCAUAAAUGCUUAUAAUCAAGAUUAAUUCAAAGAUGGAGAGUUCAAAAUAGGAAAAUAUUUAACUGAUGAUGGUACAGAAAAUCUUUUUGGGCAAAUCAUUACCCUGCAUAACAUUUAUAUAAUAUAAGACACAGAAAGCGAGCACAUGAUUUGUUUAAUGGAAAUGGAGCUUGCUGAGUCUAGUUUAAGUAAAUAAAUAAACAAUAGGUUGGAAAAAGGAGUAAUGAUUGAUCCUUUUUCUUAGGAAGAGUUUAUUUUUAUUUGCCGUUGGUGUAUUCAAACUCUUGUAAGAAUUCACAAUAGUGGAUGUGUCCAUAGAGAUAUUAAAACAGAUAACAUUCUUAAAAUGGGAAAUAACUUUUUAUUUACUGACUUUGGUGAAUCUGAAUAUGUGUACAAUUUAAAAAAUUUUCAUCAAAAAUAGACAGAUACUUUCAGAGUUAAAUAAAGGUUUUCAGGAACUUAAACUUAUCUAUCGCCUUUAUUAAGGGAGUGUUAUGAUAAUCUAAAAAAUAAUUAAUCUGAUCAACUCUAUCAUGAUCCAUUCAAGAGUGAUAUAUACAGUUUAGGAUUAGUUUUUCUAUAAAUUUAGCUAUAUAUGAAAGGAAUGAAUAAAGCAGAGAUCACUGCUAUUUUAAAAGAUCCUAAAAAAGCUUAUGAAGAGGCCAGAGCAAAUAAUAUCAACCAUAUUAUACUCAAACAAAGAUAUUUUAUUUAUGAAGGCUAUGAAUAUGAAUGCAUCAAUAUUUUAUAGAGCAUGCUUGAAAUAGAAGAAAAUAAACGUAUGUCAACAAUUAAAUUAGCCCUUAUUUGCUAAAUAGAUAAGCAAUUUCUUUCUCGUAUAGUUAUUCCUUACCCUAAAAUCUUUAGACCAAAAUAAAUAAAAGAGGAUUAUGGAAAUAAUAUAUGUAAAGUUAAAUAUUCUAUUAAGUAUAUGGAGUAUGAAGGAGAAACUCUUAAAAUUGGGGACAAAAUUUUAAGACACGGAAGAGGAAAGUUAUUCAGACAUGAAUAAAAUACCAAAACUAUAAUUUAUGAGGGUUACUGGAGUAAAGAUCUACCUCAUGGCUAAGGAAAAUUUUCUAAAAUAUUUUAGGAUGACUGGGAGUAUGAAGGGUAAUUCUAUAAAGGAGUUUUUCAUGGAAAAGGAGAAAUAAAAUUUAAUGGAAAUACAAUUUAUUCAGGAGAAUUUAGGAAUUAUAUUUUAAAAGAUUUUUUAAUUCCAAAAUAAAUGUGCCCAUAAUCAGGUACUUUCAAGCUAAUAGCAUUUGGCAAAAAAAUGUAUAAAAUCAAAAAGAAGGCUGAUAAUUAAGAGUUUUGUUUACAAAUUAAACUUCACUAAAUACCAAAUAUAGAAAAUUUGCUUUGUCUUUUGAAAGAUUCUAAGUCAAAUUUUUAAAGGCUAACAUUAAAAAAUUAUAAAAAGAUAAAUAUGGAUAGUAUCUCGCACGCUCCUAAUUAAUCAGAUGUUUACAAAAAGAGAGAUAUAUUUAUUAUUUGCAAAAAAAUGAAUGUAGAAGUUAUUUAUGAUGAAGAAUUUACCUUUCUUGAUUAUUAAUUAGAAACCAUUUUAUAAAUAUGCAAUCAAAUCGAAUAUAUUGAUCUUAAAUUUAUUUCAUAGGAACAAGCUGCUAAAUUGUUCAGUGGUGAAAAAAGCUUUGAUUAUUUGAAAUAAAUUAAAAAUGCAAAUGAACAAAAAUUCAGUGAAGAAUUUUUUUGUAAUCUUAUGAAUUCCAAAAUUGUUUCAAGACUAAAUAUUAUAGAAUAUGAAAAUAAAUCCUUAUUUGGUUUGGGUCUUAAACGUAUGUUUGAAAAGAGGGUUCAAGUUUAAUUUGUUAAAGAAAUUAAUUUAUCAAAUUCAUAUAUUUCUGCUUAAAACGAGUCAUUUUAGAGUUUCUUUGCCUCAGAUUGUCUCAACUAAAUUAUAAAGUUGAAUUUACAUAAUAUAGCAUCUCUUAACGAUGAGUCUCUAAAAAUUAUUUCUUCAUCAAAAUAUUUAUAAAAUUUAAAAGAACUUGACAUUUCUGGAUGUACAAAAGUUACUCAUAAAGGACUGAGUUAAUUUUCGAUUCAGCUAUAAUAAAACUUGCCUUAGCUAUAGGUUUUAAGGAUUGGAGGUCUGGUAAAUCCAAAAGUUGAUACAGGUUUAAAUAAACUUUUAUUCAACCCAACUAUGAAAAUGUUAGAAUCCCUAUUUAAAAAUGCAAGCAAUUUAUAAGAAUUAGAUAUGAGCAAUUCCUAGAUGUUAAAUGAUUCAGUAGUCAAGGGCAUUACAACAACAAAGCAUUUACCAAAUUUACUUUUCUUGAUUCUUUCUAAGUGCCCAUUACUUACAUAUAAAUCCUUUGAGUAUUUUCAUAGACAAACAAAUAACCUUAAAACUUUAGAAAUGGUUGAUUUUUCUUACACGAAAAUAAAAUUAAGUCUAAAUUUAAAAAAGCCAGCACAAUUUUUAAAAAAACUUAAAAUUGCAGAAUGUCAAUAAAUUGAUUGGAAUUAAUUAGCUGGAUACCUAUAGAUCUCUCAUACGAGUGAAAUCUAUUUUGAUUCUGACUUGCUUGAAUUUGUUUCUAAAUAAAAAGAAGAAGACUUCAAACAAGCAAUCAGACUACUUUCUAAUAAGAAAAUAUUUUUGAACAUAGUUUCAGAAUAAUCUCUUGAAUACAUAAUUAAAUUCUUUGAAAAAAGAAAUAAUCUUGAUAUCAGAUUAUUUAGUUUGACUUACCCAGAAUAUUAACUGGAAAAAUCUGUUAUAGUUUAAAUUAAAAAAUAAGAUAAGCACACCAAGUUUAAAAUUAAGGACUAUUAAGGAGUAUCCUUCAAAGAGAGAAUUUAGGAAGCAAGAGCUAAGGUUUUCAAGUAUAAGCAUUAUCAAAUCUUAGAGCAGCCUCUCUGUGUCCUUGAUCAGGAUUAUGACAAUUACGGUAAUUAGCAGCUACCAGCUAACGAGGAAAGAUUUGAAGAUUUAAAAAGAAUCUUAAAUGGUAGACUAUUUUUAGAAUUUCAUUUGCUAGAUUUAAAAAAUGAAUAACAAUUUGCACAUUAAAUAAUUAAACCUCUUGCUUAAAGUAAAUUUACAAGAGGUUUAGAAAUGAUUGAUUUAUCUAAUUCGAUUAUAAAUGAUGAAGAUUUGUAAGAAUUAACCAAGUCCCAAUACUUUCAAAAAUUAGAAAGUAUUUGCAUAAAUAACUGCUAAGAAAUUACUGAAACAGGCAUUAACUGCUUGAUUGAAUCAAUAUAGGGAUUUCCAAGUUUAAAAGAAGUACAAGUUCAAUAAAAACUUGUUAACUUUUAAAAUUUGGAUCUAAACUCUUUAUAAAAAAGAGGAUAAGAAUUUAAAUUAAUAAUUGACACCUUACAAAUCAAAAACUUAGAAGUUAUAAGAGAUGAAAAGAUGUUUUUAAAAUAUGUCCAAUAAAUAUGUAGUAUUAAUUAGAGCGUAAUAAGCACUAUAUUUGUUAUUGGUACUCCUUUUUUGGUAAACAAAAUUUUAAAUUAGUUAAGUUAAAAUACUCCAUCUCCUUUAAAGUAUGUUACUAUUGAUGUGUCUAUUAGCUAAGAAAACGAAAUUGAAGAUAUCUAACAAGCCCUAUCCCUAAUUUAAAAUUUUAAAUAGAUAGAGAGUUUAUUCUUUGAUUUUAGAAAGCUUAGGUUUCUUUCUUACUCAUUGAUGAAGAGUUUAUUUAAAUACAUAGAAAACCUUUAACUACUCAAGCAAUUAAAAAUUAUGAUAAAAAAUUAUGGAAGAAAAGAGUAUUUUUUAGAAGGAGUUCACAUUAUUGAGUUAUUCGAAAAUUUAAAAAAGUUUACACAACUUAAAAAACUAAGUGUUUAUUUUAAAUAAAAAAAGAAUGUCAAUCAGCAAAUAAAUAAAAUAAUGACAGAUAAAAUAGGUAUUUGUAUUAGAUCUAUUGUUAAAAAUCUUUAGGAGAUGAACAUUUAGUUAAUAAAUUGGGAUAUUCAGCAAAGGAUAUAAGGUUUUAGCAUUAUUUAGUUCGGAUAAUUUGAGGUGUGCAAGUCUCUUUAGUCUCUAACUUUAAAUUUCAGGAACAUGCUUAAGUCUAACAGAGACUACAUAAAAGAUGAAACAAUUAAGAGCUUAACAGAUUGCUUAAAAGGGAUGCAAUUUUUGAGAUAAUUAAGUCUUAAUCUGAAAAACUGGGGUAAAAAGAAUGAGUAUAUUACAGAUUAGUCACUCAUUUACAUUAAAGAAUUCUUGUAGACAAAUAAAAAUCUUAAACUAUUUGAUAUAAAUCUUAAGAACUGGGAAUAGUCUUCUAUUAAAUCAAUAACUGAAUUCAUCGAAGCAAUAAAUCAACAGCAAAAGUUGUAAACAUUAUGGUUGAACUUAGCAAAUUGGGGUGUUUUCAAUAGCACAUUAGUAGGAGAUGCAAUAGAGAAAAUGCUAGAAAAAAACGGAGAAUAGAUAUAAAACCUUAAAAUAAACUUUUCUAAAUCAUACAAGCUACAUUAAAAAAAUGUUUCAGAUAGCAAUCUUAUUAAAUUAUUUAGAAACAUCAGCAAAAAUAAUGAUUUAACAAGUAUUCAUCUUAAUCUAUCAAACUGGGGUCAAAAUAACGAAUCAAUCACUGAUGAUUGCUUAGAUGGAUUUAAAUAAAUCUUAUCAAAAAAAAAACUAAAAUCACUCACUCUCAAGAUAAAAAAUUGGGGAUGUGAAAAUAAUCGAAUUACAGAUUCUUUUAUCCCGAAUUUGGUAUCUCAAAUAUCUAACUUAAACGAUAUCGAAUAUCUCUAUUUAAACUUUUCAGGAAUGGGAUAAUUUAUUUCAGAUAACAAAAUAGGAAAUUAAGAAGCUAUUUAACAAUUAGGAGAAUAGUUGCUGAAAUCAAAAAAGCUAAAAACUAUAAAGUUAAAUAUGAACAAUUGGAAAACUGAAAAUAGCGAAGACUGUUUAUUUGAUAUAUUCAAAUAGCUGUAAAAAAGACCUUAACCUUAAGAAAUACAAUUAUCUUUAGCAGGUUGGUUUCAAAGCAAAGAUAAAAUUUCUAGAAAGUAAUAAGAGAAUGAUUAGUAGCAGAUUGAAUCAAAAGCUAUUUAGAAACUUAAUUUCAAUUUCUCAAAUUGGAUGAGCAUUACCUAGGCAAUUUAAGCUUAGAAUAUCUAUUUCAAUAUGUUUUAAUUAGAGAACAUGAUAGAUUUAACUCUCGAUUUCUCUUAACUGAAUAAUCUGCAGGAUAAUUUUGAAUCUGAGCUGAUUGUUUUACUAUCUAACUUAUAGGAGUUAUAAAACCUUAAAUCACUAGAUUUAAAUCUUUCAUAUGAUCUAAGCUAAGAUUUGGAUAUUUCAAGAAACUUGAAAAUACAAUUAGAACAAUGCUUAACUAAGCUAAUUUAAUUAGAAACUCUCAAACUGAAUUUAAAAGGGUGGAAAUUUAAAAAUUCAGAUAUAUAAAAUGAAGUUAUAGAACACAUCUUUUUAGGUAUAUCUCGCCUUAUCAAAAUAAGAGUACUUAAGAUUAACAUGGAUAAUUGGAACUCUAAUACUGAUAUUAGCAAGGCAAACUUCGAAGUAUUUAGCAAAAAUUUAAAAGAUUUGAGAAUAUUAUCCAAGAUUUACCUUAGCUUUGAGAAUUGGUAUUAAUAAUCAAAUAAAAUUUCUAAUACUUCAUCUCCUCAGAUCACAAAACAAUAAAAUGAAGAUUAAAUUGCCUCUUACUAUAAUUUCUUAAUAGAAAAACUUUUGGAAAUAAUAAAUAAUGCUAAGUUGCUUGAUUACUUUUAUCUAAAUUUACAAAACUGGCCAUUUAUCAACAAGAAGCUGCUUAGUUAAUUAAAGAAUAAUUUGGGAGACAUGAACAUACAACAUAAGCUAGUAGGAAAGCUUUUUAACAAUUACGCUGUUUUAUGA